Molecule: messenger RNA, 327 nt
Organism: Cylicocyclus nassatus
Lineage: Eukaryota; Metazoa; Nematoda; Chromadorea; Rhabditida; Strongylidae
Source: the annotation of a GenBank genome assembly
AUGUCCGAAAUUCCUAGUACUGUAUCUGCCGCCCUGAGCUCCAUACUAUCGCCGAAAUUCGAUAUCGGUGCACCCUUAUCCACUACCUUCAUGGCCCUGAGAACCGCCAUAGACCAACUAAAGAAGAGGCAGGAUAACUGCCAGAAAGAAGUGGAACAAAUACGACAUAUGAGUCGUACCAACUGGCUCGUGAUAAAUAUGCCUCUCCCUUUUGGGCAAACGAAGUGUCAGGCUCUACAGCAGCUAUUGUGUCAGUUGGAGUACAGCAAGCCGUUGUUCGACGCCAAGCGAGAUUUACUCGCUGCUGACAUAUUACAUGUAAAUUGA